This is a messenger RNA of Tetrapisispora phaffii CBS 4417, 1140 nucleotides long. It is a transcript of the gene MED2, whose product is annotated as Med2p. NCBI's taxonomy places the organism in Eukaryota, Fungi, Ascomycota, Saccharomycetes, Saccharomycetales, Saccharomycetaceae. The transcript has a single exon. The record is from RefSeq and is a predicted model, not a curated record. Bases 1 to 1140 code for a protein of 379 amino acids.
AUGGCCAAAUCUACCCCGGCUUUAGCAACAAUGUCAAGCGCUAUGCUUCCUCCUACUCCAAACGAUGGUGAAUCAACUAAAUACAGGAAUAAAGUUACACAAUGUUUUGAUGAUAUAUUAGAUGUUUCCACACAAAUGUUGGUCCAGCAGCAGUUGAAAACCAUUCAAUUAGAUAUCAAUGUUACCAACGGUUUCAAUUUAUCACAACAGAAAAUAUUGCAUGAAAAAGUGAAUUUGUUUCAUUCGCUUUUAGACGAUCUUGAAUGCACUUUAGAGACUAGUAAGACGUUCACUGAACACAUUGCAAAGCUUGGUAAACAGAGAGAAGAAGAGAAACUGAAAAAGGAUAAAGAAAGGGAAGAAGAGCUUGAGAGAACUAGAAAAAGGCUGGAAGAUGAAGAACAAAAAGCAAAGGAAAAAGCAGAACAGGAAGAAAAGAAGAAGACGGAAGAAGAGCAUGUACAAAGUCAAAAAGUGGGAAAUAUUGACAAUGAAAGUCAAUUAUUAAAUUUCAAUUCAUCAAAUGAUAUUGAAUCAACCGAUAAACUAGACUUCCUUGUUGAUACUCCUUCAAAUCUGCUGGCAGAUUUUCCAACUAAAAAUGAUGAUCUAAUAAAUUCUUUUGCAGAAACAGCAUCAAAUAAAAAUAAUAAAAUUGAAGAGAAAGUCAACGAAGAUAAAAUGGAAAGCAAUAAAGCUGCUUCCGAAGAAAACAAACUAACUUCUGCUACUCCAGCUGACAACGGUAAUACAAAUAAUAUGGGAGCAAGUACAUUUGAUAAUUCCAAUCCGAUAGAUAUGUCUAUGUUUUCUGGAUUAGAUGGUAAUGGAUUUGAUUUGGGAAAUUUUGGAUCUUUAGACACACCGUCAUUAGUUACUGAACCAACUGCACCUGAAGUUAAACAUAAUGAUAGCAACAAUGUAAAUGAAAAUGCAGAAAAAAUGAUAGAUCAACUUAACGUAGAAAAUGAAAAUGUAGAAAAGAAUGAUAAGAGUGAUACAAACACAAAUAAUGACAACAAUACAAUUGGUGAUAACACAGAUGAUUACCUAACCUUAAAUGAUUUCAAUGACCUCAAUAUUGAUUGGAAUGCAAAUGGCGAUCCAGAGGAUAUAGAUUUGAAUAUAUUUAAUAUAUAA